This is a messenger RNA of Panthera uncia (snow leopard), 3093 nucleotides long. It is a transcript of the gene CD44, whose product is annotated as CD44 molecule (Indian blood group). The record is from RefSeq and is a predicted model, not a curated record. Bases 183 to 2417 code for a protein of 744 amino acids. Gene Ontology annotation, molecular function: cytokine receptor activity; hyaluronic acid binding. The transcript is spliced from 18 exons. Lineage: Eukaryota; Metazoa; Chordata; Mammalia; Carnivora; Felidae. Gene Ontology annotation, biological process: inflammatory response; cell adhesion; positive regulation of ERK1 and ERK2 cascade. Gene Ontology annotation, cellular component: macrophage migration inhibitory factor receptor complex; plasma membrane; basolateral plasma membrane.
CACUCUUUCAGCCCUUGAAUAAAAACUGCACCCAACUUCCCAGGCGCCCUCAUUGCCCAGCCGGACCCCAGCCCCCGAUAGGCUCGGGCCGCCCAGCUCGCCCCGUGCUCCGCCGGCCCCCGCCCAGCGCACCGGACCCCACCCCCGGCGCCCUGCGCUCGCCCCCUCGGUUCGCUCUCACCAUGGACAAGUUUUGGUGGCGCCUAGCCUGGGGACUGUGCCUCUCGCAGUUGAGCCUGGCGCAGAUCGAUUUGAAUAUAACCUGCCGAUACGCGGGUGUGUUCCACGUGGAGAAAAACGGUCGCUACAGCAUCUCGAAGACGGAGGCUGCUGACCUCUGCAAGGCUUUCAACAGCACCCUGCCCACCAUUGCCGAGAUGGAGGCAGCCCUGAGCAUCGGGUUUGAGACCUGCAGGUACGGGUUCAUAGAAGGUCACGUGGUGAUCCCCCGUAUUCACCCCAACUCCAUCUGUGCCGCGAACAACACCGGGGUGUACAUCCUCACAUCCAACACCUCCCAGUAUGACACGUACUGCUUUAAUGCUUCAGCUCCACCUGGAGAAGAUUGUACGUCGGUCACACACCUGCCCAAUGCCUUUGAAGGACCAAUUACCAUAACCAUUGUUAACCGUGAUGGCACCCGCUACACCCAGACGGGUGAAUACAGAACUAACCCUGAAGACAUCUACCCCAGCAACCCCACUGACGAUGACGUGAGCAGUGGAUCGUCCAGUGAAAGAAGCACUUCGGGAGGCUACAGCAUUUUCCACACCCACCUUCCAACUGCCUACCCGACCCAGGACCAAGACAGUCCCGGGGUGUCCGACAACCCAGAGAAUCCCCCCAUUACCAUUACUUCAACUGUGCACUCAAACAGCCACGCAGCAGUUCAGGAGCAAACUAAUUGGAUGUGGUCCUGGUUGGGUAACUCACAGCCUAAGACUCAGGAUCACACAGCAGCUGCAACAACAGCUUUGAUGAGUUCUAGUGGCACGACUUCCAAAACAGCAACCAAGAGGCGAGAAGCCCAGGAUUGGCUUUCAUGGUGGUUUCAGCCAUCAGAGUCCGAGAAUCCUCUUCACACAACAACGAUAAUGGCUGGUACGGAUUCAAAUAUCAUCUCAGCAGGCUGGGAACCAACUGAAGAAAACGAAGAUGAAAGAGACAAACACCCCAGUUAUUCUGGAUCAGGCAUUGAUGAUGAUGAAGAUUUUAUCUCCAGUACCAUUUCAACCACACCACGGCUUUUUAACCACCCAAAACAGAACCAGGAUCGGACCCAAUGGAGCCCAGGCGAAUCGAAUCCAGGAGUGUUACUUCAGACAACUGCGAGGAUGACUGAUGUGGACAGAAGCAGCACCAUUGCUAAUGGAGAAAGCUGGACCCGCGAACCACACUCUCCUCUCAUUCACCAUGAGCGUCAUGAUGAAGAGGAGACCCAGCAUUCUACGAGCCCAACCCCGGCCCAUGACAGCCAUCCAGACCAAAGAAUGACAACGCAGAGUCAAGAGGACAGCUCCUGGACUUACUUCUUCGACCCAAUCUCACAUCCAAUGGGACGAGGUCAUCAAACAGAAAGAUGGAUGGAUACGGACUCCAGCCAUAGUACAACACUUCAGCCUUCUGCAGAUCCAAACACACAUUCGGUGGAAGAGUCGGACAGGACAGGACCUCUUUCCGUGACGACUCAGCAAAGUAAUACUCAGAGCUUCUCUACAUCACAUGGAGACUGGGAAGAAGAUAAAGACCAUCCAGUGACUUCUACUCCAACAUCUAGCAGUAAGGAUGAUAGGACUGAUGGCAAAGGUGGAAGAAGAAGUGGACGUCUUCCUGAAGACUCAGCUACUUCAGUGGAAAGUUAUAUUUCUCAGUCCCCAGCCACAAAGGAACUCAGGACCCUCAUCCCAGUGACCCCUGCUAAGACGGGGGUCCCUGAAGUUACUGAAGUUAAUAUUGUUGGAGAUUCCGACUCUAAUGUUGAUCGUUUCUUUUCAGAAGACCAAGACUCACCAGUUCAACCCAGUGGGAGGUCCCAUACGACUCAUGGAUCAGAAUCAGCUGGACACACAAGUGGAAGUCAAGAAGGUGGGGCGAACACGACCUCCGGUCCUACGCGGAAACCUCAAAUUCCAGAAUGGCUCAUCAUCUUGGCCUCCCUCCUGGCCUUGGCUUUGAUUCUUGCCGUCUGCAUUGCUGUCAAUAGUCGAAGAAGGUGUGGGCAGAAGAAAAAGCUGGUAAUCAACAACGGUAAUGGAGCGGUGGAGGAGAGAAAGGCAAGUGGACUCAACGGAGAGGCCAGCAAGUCUCAGGAGAUGGUGCACUUGGUGAACAAGGAGUCCUCAGUGACCUCCGAUCAGUAUAUGACAGCCGAUGAGACGCGGAACCUGCAGAAUGUGGACAUGAAGAUUGGGGUGUAGCACCUACACCGUGGUAACCUGGGAAAGAAAUGGCAAUUGGAGACACAACCAAUUCGAGGAGCUGGGACACUUCACAGAUGCAAUGUGCUACUGAUUGUUUCAUUGGGGGUAUUUUUUUUUAGUAUAAAAUUUUCUACUCCUUUUUGUUUUUGUGUUUUUUUUUUUAAGUCAGGUCCAAUUUAUAAAAACAGCAUUGCUUUCUGAAAUGAGGGCCAAAUUAAUAAGCCACAAAAAUUUAACUGUUCCAGUUCCCACCUAGAAGCCUCCAUCCCCUAGGAUAUGCUAUGCAUGGCUUCUAACAAAAGCCACCGAUACAUCUUUCUGAUCCCCAGCCUUCCCUCCACUCCCCCACCUAGGCAACAGCCACCUGCCAAGGACAUCCCACAGGACUAAGAGGGAUUUGUCCCUGGGAGGAAAUUUGGAUGGGCCCUUAUCCCCUCUCCUGCAGCCCAUUCCCUGGGAAUUUCUUUCCAGCGGGGUAGGGGGUCAGAAUGUACUGGUUACACAUCCCCUUCUACAGACCUGGAAAUUUUUCAGAUGCUUCUGGGGAAAUACCCAAAAGGUGAAGCUAUUUAUCUGUAGGAACCUAUUUAUCUGUUUUUGAAAUAUUAAACCCUGGAGGUCCUUUGAUCAGUAUGAUUCUUUUUUUUUUUUUUUUUUUUUUUGGUUACUUUUU